Messenger RNA from Aedes albopictus (Asian tiger mosquito), 2606 nucleotides. RefSeq lists its product as uncharacterized. Lineage: Eukaryota; Metazoa; Arthropoda; Insecta; Diptera; Culicidae. The transcript is spliced from 4 exons. Gene Ontology annotation, cellular component: centriole. Gene Ontology annotation, molecular function: protein binding. The record is from RefSeq and is a predicted model, not a curated record. Gene Ontology annotation, biological process: negative regulation of centriole elongation; regulation of cytokinesis; centrosome duplication. The coding region runs from base 197 to 2449 and encodes 750 amino acids.
AACCGACGCGGAUAAAAAAAACAUCGCAGAUCUGUCGUCGAUGCCGUCGUCGCCUUGGCAACGGAAGUAAACAUUUACGUCGGCUGACCGUUGGUUAUCUGCUGCAGCUAGUGGUGACGGAUGGACAAUAUUAAUUUCAAUUUUAACGAUUUUGCUUGUGAAAUUCUGUUUCCUGUUUUGCUUGUGUAGUGCAAAAAUGUCCUCCGGUUUUAGUUCCGUGUUCAAAAUCAACGGCGUACCGAUUCUUCCUCCGGUGAUGACCGACGAGGUUCGAGCGGAAGUGGCCCGCUAUCGUCAGAUGGCUGUGCAGCUCGAACAGAAGCUUCUGAGUUUGAAAAUUGAUCGGACGAUUGUUGAAGAUGCCGAAAAUGUUUGCUUCAAGGACGCCACAGUCGAUUGCGAUCAACCGAAAGAAGAAGACGAACCAUGUCGGAAGCCGGAGGAUUUCUCCGCCGUUCUCGUUCGAAGAGGUUCGUUCACUUUAGAAGCACCAAGUCCGGGACUGGGAAAGCUGCCACAAACCUCCACAACGCCCCUAAAGGAGAAACAACCGGAGUUGGUUGUCGAUUCGGACGAGGAGGAGUCCCCCAGACCACGAUUGAUCCGUUCCAAUUCGUACACCCUGGACAGUCCGAGCCCACUGCUGAUGAAGCAUCUGCACAAUCAAAGUUUAAACAUCAAGAGUUCCGCCUCGAUGGGGGAAAUCGAAACCGGCACGGGCAAAUCCCACGUGAAGAAACUGGAUUUUGGCGGUGGGGGUGAAGCAGUGGCCAAGAAAGCUGCCAAGACUGCCCAUCAGGGAGCCAAACCGAAAUGGGUGUCCACCAAAAAGGUUUCACCGAAACCGCUGAGUCCGGUCAAGAAGUAUAAAAGCCCUUAUGAGUCGACGGCGAAGGCGUUAGCUGCUGCUAACAAGAAGAAGCCUAAACAACGGGAACACUCUUUGGAAAGUCCGCUGAAGAGACCGAGCAAACCAGCGGAAUCGACGCCCCUAAGCGAUUGCCAGCAGCGAAUGAAGGAAAUGCAAGCCGAGCACGAACGGCGGGUAAAGGAGUUGCUCAAGCGGCAGGAAGAAGAGCAACUCAAGUUGCAGGAAAGCUUUCGCCAACAGCAGGAAGAGCUCAUGAAGAUGCUCCCGAUGCCCUUGCUAGACCAAAUCCACACCUCGACCCCGUUACUCACGAGCCCGGAUGAAUCGACAGUCGGGGAAGAAGAAGGAGGAGAUGCGGCCAAGCCGUCUUUUAGGACGUUGAACAUCAGCUCGAAGGAUUUCGUUAACAACAAUGAGUCCCAGUCCAGCAUUGGGCAUGCUUCGUCCUCGAGGCAUACCGUCGUGUCUUCCGAUGCCAGUCGAACCAGUUUGGAUUUGGAAAAUUCCGACGAACUGUAUCGAACAUGUGAGAACAAUGUGCUCAGUCGUCGGGCGUCGGCCGGAGGUGAACCAAGUGUUUUGUCCAGCUCUUCCCGGGAUGCCAACGGCAAUGGCCCAUACGAUGACGUCCGUAACUACCUAGAAACCAUUGGCCAAUCUCUACAGGAUGACGAUCUUAAACAGUUGUCCCGACUGGACACCAACGAUCGUCCUUCGUACGACCAACAGACCCGCAUUCGCCACCAGGCGGCCAGUUUGAUCAAUGCCUACGCUCGAGGUUAUCUCACCAGAAGGCUCUUUCAAACCGGCCAUGUGCAGAAAAUGGUUCAGGUCAUUCGUGACACGUUGCUUUUCAUACUGGAUCUUCACCACGAACGGCACUCGGCUCGUCAACAAGUCCGAAGUCCGGCAGAUGUUCAGCUGAAGCGCACUCUCCUGCAGCAACUCACAUCGGCAUGCUACCAGCUGCACGAGGUAUUCUUCGAAACCACCGUUCCGCAACGGAUGGCCAUCAUUCGGCGGGAUCGAGAUGCGUUGCGAAGGAAGUUGGAGAAUCGUCCCCGGACGGCCGGCUCAGUAGGAUCGACCGUGUCCAGUCGCUCUUCGGUCAGCAGCAGCAGUACCGCCACUGCGGCCAGGAAGCAAACGAACGCUUAUCGGAAGCUGCAGAUGUGUUCAUUAUAUUCAGUAAAUAUUGAAGGUGAACCCUCGAACGCGGAAGAAACUGCCACCAAUGAGGGGAGCAUGAACGGAUCAAUGCACGACGUUGACCCCGUUCUUCCGAAACCAAGGGAGUACCUCUGCAAUAGUGCUCCCCCCAGCCGAAGUUCUCUGCAUUCAUCAUCGUCAACUCGACGUAACUCGCCUGCACCCAGUCUGUCGGCUACGGUUGUCUCCCGACUUGUGCACCAGAUGAAGCAAGCCAUUGCACCCCAACAACAACAACAACAACACCAACAAUACUGCCAAGAAGAAAUCAACAAGCUGAAGCUCCUCCGUCCCAAGACAUCGGAAGCAGCCUUGAUUGGAGCCAGUGCCUAUCAGCGUCGUACACAUUGGGACCAAAAAUAUUUCUAAGCUUUUCACAUUUAUUAGAAUAAGACACCGUGCUAAUAUGCUAGAUAUGCGAAUUUAUUUUCUAUGAAAAUUUAAAUACACUUGUGCCUCGUUAUUUCAGACUUCAACAGUUACGGAUAUCGAUAAAUUCAUAAGAUUCUCACGGGGUGUUACAGUA